AUGUCGGACAACGAGACCCUGGAGGUUGGGGAGUCGGGUGGAAGCGGCCAUGCGCAGCCAACGACGGAGCCUGCUACCGAGUCCGGGGGCAGCGGGGACCCCGGGGACGUCGGAGCCCUGGGAGAUGCAGGCUUCGAGGCCACUUUUCCCGUGGGAGACGCUGAGUUCGGCGACGUGGGUGGCGCCCCUGGCGAGAACCCGGCGCAGGUGGUGUCCACCGGGAGCGAGCUGAGCCAUGCCUCGAGGAAUGCCACACGCGGUGAUAUCGGCGGAGACGACGACAUCGGCGGGGACGACAGCGUCGCUGCCAAUGAGGAUGAUAUCGUCGAGGUUUCCCUGACGGGCCUCCGCGGUGACGUGGGUGGUGCUGCCGGCGGGCAAGAGGCAGAAGCAACGUCCGAGGCUGCGCCGCCUCAGGCAGCCGAGGCGCUUGGCUUGUCUGGUGUCUUUGUGGGGGUGAAGCGGUUGCAGCCACGUUUGUCACCAAUGCUUGUUGGCGGGGCGUGGUCCCGCAGUGCCUGCGGCGGCAGCGGCGGCAGUGGCGCGUUCGAGGCCCCGGCGGAGGCGGCCGCAUGGUCUCAGAGCGCCUGUGGCGGCAGUGGCGGCAGCGGUGCCUUUGAGGCUGCAGCUGGUUCUGGCGGGGCUCCGGACCGCGAGCACAUGGGUGAGCCACAUAGCGCCCCUGGUACUGGGUCCAUGCAAGGGCCCACGCAGAGCGAGCCCCGCGCAGCAGCGGAGACUUUGGUCGGCGACGUGGGCGGUGACCAUGGCCCUGUUUGGGCCGCACGCAUCACGGGGGGCGGCAGUGGUGGUAUCGUGGACUCCGACGACCAGGACCCCGCAAGUUUGUGGGCUCUGGGCCUCCGGGAGUCCGCGCUGUGCCUUCAACGAUGCUAG
Molecule: messenger RNA, 897 nt
Organism: Symbiodinium natans
Lineage: Eukaryota; Dinophyceae; Suessiales; Symbiodiniaceae
Source: the annotation of a GenBank genome assembly